This is a messenger RNA of Pongo pygmaeus (Bornean orangutan), 677 nucleotides long. RefSeq names its product lymphocyte antigen 6 family member G6D (gene LY6G6D). Gene Ontology annotation, cellular component: external side of plasma membrane. The record is from RefSeq and is a predicted model, not a curated record. NCBI's taxonomy places the organism in Eukaryota, Metazoa, Chordata, Mammalia, Primates, Hominidae. Gene Ontology annotation, molecular function: acetylcholine receptor inhibitor activity. Gene Ontology annotation, biological process: acetylcholine receptor signaling pathway. The transcript has 3 exons. Bases 46 to 630 code for a protein of 194 amino acids.
GGGGUGGGCAGGAGGUAGAGGCGGUCCUGACACGGGCAGACUGCGAUGAAACCCCAGUUUGUUGGGAUCUUGCUCAGCUCCCUGCUAGGGGCUGCCUUGGGAAACCGAAUGCGGUGCUACAACUGUGGUGGAAGCCCCAGCAGUUCUUGCAAAGAGGCCGUGACCACCUGUGGCGAGGGCAGACCCCAGCCAGGCCUGGAACAGAUCAAGCUACCUGGAAACCGGAGGUGUUUUUUGAGGGGGCUGAAAAUCCCUUUGGGCUCCUUGAAAUCACAUCUGCUCUGCCCCAGAAGGCAAGUCCUGAAGCCAGGAGUCCAACACCCCAGUUUCAUUCUCUCUCUCAGCCCCAGUGACUGUGAUUCACCAACAUCCAGCCUGCGUCGCAGCCCAUCAUUGCAAUCAAGUGGAGACAGAGUCGGUGGGAGAUGUGACUUAUCCAGCCCACAGGGACUGCUACCUGCGAGACCUGUGCAACAGCGCCGUGGCAAGCCAUGUGGCCCCUGCAUGCAUUUUGGCUGCAGCAGCUACUGCCCUGACCUGUCUCUUGCCAGGACUGUGGAGCGGGUAGUGGGAGUAGGAGUAGAGAAGGGAACAAGGGCGCAAGGGAACAAGGGACAUCUGAACAUCUGAUGUGAGAAGACAAGCAUCCUUCUGUGAGUCAUUAAAAUCUAUGAACC